Messenger RNA from Heterostelium album PN500, 165 nucleotides. RefSeq lists its product as uncharacterized. The record is from RefSeq and is a predicted model, not a curated record. The transcript has 2 exons. NCBI's taxonomy places the organism in Eukaryota, Evosea, Eumycetozoa, Acytosteliales, Acytosteliaceae. Bases 1 to 165 code for a protein of 54 amino acids.
AUGAAAUCAUACUUUCGCUAUAUCACCGACAAGGGUAUUGCUAACCUUGACCACUAUUCAUACAGUGGCGUAGAUAAUUCAUUCUGUGCAAAGCAUUUCCUAAAGAAUUGGUGGAACUUUGCACUUGAAUAUGUUCCAUUAUGGUUAGCAUUAGAUAUUAGAUAG